CAGCCCGGGCCUAGGUUGUAUCCAAACAAAGGGUAAGAAUUCAGGUAGAAAAGAACAGGAAGAGAAAAGAAAACCCUCAGCCUUCCAAUUGGAUUGGACAGUUGAAAAAUUUUCCAGCUCGAAAUAAUAGCAGAGUUGUCCUGUUACUUGCCUGUACAUACGAGGCAUUGGUCGUCGUUGCGGAGAAGGAGAGGGCUAGCUCUCUCCCUUUUAUAAGCACAAUUUGAUUUCUCCUUUGGGUCUUCAAUUCUUGUUUCUUCUUCUGCUAUAUUCCUCUCUCUGGUUCCGCAAUUCUAAAUUUCAGACAUGGAUGCUAAUUCAACUGGAAUUGAGUCCUUGGUUGCUCACAUCCAACAACUAGAGCAUGGAUCUAGUCGACUGAACUCAUUCAUCUAUCAGUUAUAAAUCAUUGAAGUUUGGAUAUAUGGUUGGUGACAUGUCCAAGCGUGAUGAGUUACAUAAAGAUAUAGAGCAGUUGUGCAUGCAGCAAGCUGGACCUAGCUACCUUGCUGUGGCCACAAAAAUGCAUUUUCAAAGGACAGCUGGCUUGGAGCAGGAGAUUGAGAACUUGAAAAAGAGGUUAGCUGCCUCUACAAGAGACAAUCAAAAUCUUCAAGAGGAGCUUUCAGAGGCUUACCGAAUCAAAAGCCAGUUGGCUGACCUACACAAUGCAGAGGUUGUAAAGAAUGUGGAGGCAGAGAAGCAGGUUAAAUUCUUUCAAGGUUGUGUAGCUUCUGCUUUUGCUGAACGUGAUCAUGCAAUAAUGGAGGCUGAGAAGGCUACGGAGAAAGAGGAGCUCGUAUCCCAAAAAUUUAAUGAAAUGCAGAAGAGGCUAGAAGAGCUUGCGUCAGAGUGUCUUGAACAGAAGAGACUAAAUGAUGCACUGCUGAUAGAUCUGGCUAAGCAAGAAGAGCAGAAUGAAACUUUCAAGAAGGUUGUUGACAAGUUUUAUGAGAUUGGGCAGCAUUCUCUUGAAGGAUUUGAAGAUGCAAGUUGGGAUGAUAAAUGUACAUGGCUGUUACAUGGCUCAGCUGAAAUGUGGAGUUAUAAUGAUACCUCCACCUCUAAAUACAUUGUAACUUCUCAUGAUCUUUGUUUUGGUUUGUUUUGUAAAUAUACACAAUGUCACCACCACACAACUCAUGUUGCGUUGGAUCAUCUAGGAUUGCAUAUAUGCUAACCCAAGCCUCAGCUGGAUGAGCUUAGCUUUUGGCUUGUUUCACCACCAUACAUCACAUGUUGCAUGGGAUCAUCUAGCAUUGCGUAUGUGCUGAGCUAAGCCUCAGCUGGAUGAGCUUAGCUUUGGCUUGUUUACAAAUGAGCUAAACAUUUGGGCUUAGGCUUCACUUAGUUGGCUAAUUUACUAACGGGACAGGUUAACCUGGUGUAACCCUGUUCAUAUUUCUGUCAUCUGUUAACUAACCAGGUGUAAUCUGUCAUCUGUUAAACAAGCAGAAAUUAGCCAAGAACUUUCUCAAUAGACUAAGUUGUGAUAAAUAUUUAACCAACAAUUAGAAAAAGUGACAGUAUUUAUUUUAAAAUUUUAAUAUACUUUGCAGUACUUGUUCUUUUUAAUAAUUUGUAUGAUAAUAUAUGUAUCCUUUAAGUCUUCCAUUUCCAAUAUGAUUUAUUUGGUGAACAGUUUUAAAGUAUUCUUAUGCAUGUAAUAAAGUUUACCACUGGAUCAGUUAAAACAAAUUUAUAUACAUGCGUAAAAAUGAGCUAUCUCAUGAGCUUAAAUAAGCCAGGUUUUACUUAGCUCAAGUUUAAUUCUUUUAUUAGACAGGGCUUAAAAUGUGUUAAUUAAUUUAACAAAUAAGCUUGAGUU
Manihot esculenta (cassava) is the source of this 1828-nucleotide messenger RNA. RefSeq lists its product as uncharacterized. The record is from RefSeq and is a predicted model, not a curated record. The transcript is spliced from 10 exons. Lineage: Eukaryota; Viridiplantae; Streptophyta; Magnoliopsida; Malpighiales; Euphorbiaceae. The coding region runs from base 425 to 1180 and encodes 251 amino acids.